GACGCACUAUCAACGGCGCUGUUGGCUACUCCAAGGGCCCCUGUGCCGUUUUCGGCCGAUGACAUUGAAGUCAUGAAGGAGCUAUGUUUGCUGUUGCGUCCUUUUGAUCAGGCGACUAAAACGAUUUCGGGCGGAAAGUAUCCCACCAUUUCAUUGGUGAUACCAUUGAUUUGCGAGAUGCAACGCAAACUAUCUGACCUAAAAAACGAACUCGUUUCCGUUGAAGCCACAAUCGAUUUUAACACUUUAAACGCCAACAUGAGAACUCGAUUCGGACAUUAUGAAACGCGAACAGUGCCCCGAAUUGCCACAAUUAUUGAUCCCCGCUUGAAAAAAGACGGGUUUGAAUCACCCUACAAUGCUGAGCAAGUGGCUAAAGCUUUGGAGCAGGAACUCCAUAGUACAAUCUCCAAUGGAAAAAUCCACACCGCCGAUGGAGCCUACACCACCAGUUGAACACGGCCCCUCCAAGGUUUUUUCAUUCCUUGAUUCUAAAUUAAAAGCGAAGAUAAAUUCACCGCGAACCGACGCUGUGAUCCUACUAAGACAGCAUCUCGAAACCCAAAACGAGCCUGAAACAUGCGACCCACUAAAAUAUUGGAAGACAAGAGCAGAUAUAUACGAAUCGCUGCAACAGGUUGCACUUAAAUACCUUUGUGUACCAGGAACAUCCUGUGAGUCCGAAAGGUGCUUCAGCAAAGCUGGACAGAUAGUGUCGGAUCGGCGCACAAGGCUCGAGCCUGAUGUAGUGGACAAGUUAAUGUUUAUUAACAAAAAUCAAGAUAUUUUUCCUUAA
Messenger RNA from Drosophila biarmipes, 796 nucleotides. Its product is annotated as zinc finger BED domain-containing protein 4-like. The coding region runs from base 359 to 796 and encodes 145 amino acids. NCBI's taxonomy places the organism in Eukaryota, Metazoa, Arthropoda, Insecta, Diptera, Drosophilidae. The transcript is spliced from 2 exons. Gene Ontology annotation, molecular function: protein dimerization activity. The record is from RefSeq and is a predicted model, not a curated record.